Messenger RNA from Paramecium sonneborni, 747 nucleotides. The record is from the annotation of a GenBank genome assembly. NCBI's taxonomy places the organism in Eukaryota, Ciliophora, Oligohymenophorea, Peniculida, Parameciidae.
AUUUUGUAAUUUUAAGAAUGCUUCCCUAUUUACCUCCAAAAGUCAAACAUUUUUUAAAUUGGGAAUUACCUCAGUAUGUAGGAACUUAAUAUGAUGGAACAGAAACUUUUAAUCCUUUUUCAAGUCCAUUCAAUAGGAUAAUCAAUGCAGCAUGGCAUACAAAUCCUGAUUCAGUUCAUCAUCAUACUACAGAUUAUAGAUUAAUCAAAGCAAUAUGUGAUAAUGAUAUUAAUGAAGCUAAAUUGGCUAUAGAUUAGAAUCCUAAUUCUUUGAAUUCUAUUAAAUAUGAAUUCACUCCUCUUUCUUUAGCAGCUUCUUUAAAUCGUACAGCCAUUAUUGAUUAUCUAUUAUUAAGGGGAGCCUCAAUUGAUGAAAUUGAUAAUCAAGGUCGUACUCCUCUUAUUUAAGCUGUUAUUAAUUGGCAAAUUGAGGCUAUUAAAACCCUUACUGAAAGAGGUGCUUAAAUUGAUAAAAUAGGAAAAUAUGGUUAUAAUGCAAUUGAUUUAGGUAUAAAUAAUUAAAUCAUUAGCAUAAUUAAGAGGAUAUGAAUAGAUUACUAAAUUUUUAGUUUCUUAGAAUAAUAGACAUCUUUAAUUUUCAUAUCCUAAAUUUGAAGUAAUUCUCAAAAUUGAUAAAUAAAUUGAAUAAUAUAAAGAGAUCACUAAGGAUAUUGAAAAUGUAGUAUUUGAACCUAAGAAACUCCCAUUUAAUAAUUAUUAAGGACUUUAUUAGAUAAAUUUAUUAUGA